Messenger RNA from Carassius carassius (crucian carp), 753 nucleotides. Its product is annotated as 26S proteasome non-ATPase regulatory subunit 9-like. Lineage: Eukaryota; Metazoa; Chordata; Actinopteri; Cypriniformes; Cyprinidae. The transcript is spliced from 7 exons. Gene Ontology annotation, biological process: proteasome regulatory particle assembly; proteolysis. Bases 38 to 670 code for a protein of 210 amino acids. The record is from RefSeq and is a predicted model, not a curated record. Gene Ontology annotation, cellular component: cytoplasm; nucleus. Gene Ontology annotation, molecular function: protein binding.
UUGAAUCAUUUGGAGAGAACGUUUGGAAGCACUUGUGAUGAAAAUGACCGAGGAAAACAACGCUGGUAAGACAAAUGUUACUGAAGAGGAUGUUCGACUGCUAAUAAAGAGAAAGGAUGACAUUGAAGAGCAAAUUAAAGCAUACCACGACAUGCUCCAAACCGCCGGUGUAGGCAUGGGCGCUCCUCUGGUGGAUGAGGAAGGCUUUCCUCGUGCAGAUGUGGAUUUGUACAAGGUCCGAACAGCAAGGCACAAUAUCUCCUGUUUACAGAAUGAUCACAAGGCUAUCAUGGUGGAGAUCGAGGAGGCCCUUCAUAAACUGCAUGCCUCAGCAAGGGUCAAACCUGAGAAAGAGGAGACAAAGAUGGAAGUCACUGAGCCGAGCGUGUCUCUUCCAGCUCCGUUUGCACUUCUGGACGCCGUCACACAGGACUCCCCUGCUUUUCAGGCCGGUCUGCGAGUUGGAGAUGAGAUUAUAGAGUUUGGGUCUGUAAACACACAAAACUUCAGGAAUCUGCGUGACGUCGCUUCUGUUGUCCAACACAGUGAAGGGAAAUCCCUUCGUGUUGGAAUAAUUCGAAGUGGACAAGAAGUACAUCUUAAUUUGACUCCAAAGCAAUGGUCUGGUAGAGGACUACUGGGGUGCAACUUGGUACCUCUCCACAGAUGACCGGUGAAAGGGGCGAGGAUCAUCUUUAUGCCAAACAAUAUGCCCCUUUUGCACUAAAUAAAUUUGCAGUGGGUUUACUUUAA